Molecule: messenger RNA, 883 nt
Organism: Cuscuta campestris
Lineage: Eukaryota; Viridiplantae; Streptophyta; Magnoliopsida; Solanales; Convolvulaceae
Source: the annotation of a GenBank genome assembly
UUAUCUGAAUUGAUCAGACAUUUGCCUCUGAAUAGUUAAGCAAUAUACUAGCUCUUAAUGGUUCAGACCUCUUACUGGUUCAGCACUUAAUGGUUCAGACCUCUUACUGGUUCAGCACUUACCCAUUCAGAAAUGUCUGAAUGGUUAAGAGAUUUGCCUCUGAAUGGUUAAGUAUUAUACAGAGUCUGAAUGGUUAAGACCUCUUAUCUGAAUUGAUCAGACAUUUGCCUCUGAAUAGUUAAGCAAUAUACUAGCUCUUAAUGGUAGCGCUCAGCCUCCCCUUUCCAGUUUCACGUUACCCAACCCGACUAUUUCCGGGUCGGAAUAAAAUGUACUCCCUCCGGGGUCUGGGUCUCGACGGCGGCGACUUUACCCACCACCACCACCACCACCACCACCACCACAACCACCACCAGGCCGUCAUGUCCUUGGACGGAACCAACCUUCCCGGAGAUGCCUGUCUUGUUCUCACCGCCGACCCCAAGCCCCGCCUCCGCUGGACUGCCGAGCUGCACGACCGCUUCGUCGACGCCGUCACACAGCUCGGCGGACCCGACAGUUAGUUCUCGCUCUUUGAUUAAUUUCUGCUUUUUUCCUUUUUAGAUAAUACCAAAAAAAGAUUUCCUUUUUGUUGGGAUUUAUCUUCUUUCUUCUCCUCAUGAAAGCUGGGAUCUUGGAUUCUGCUGCUGUAAAAUCCCUUUGCUUUUCUUGAUUUCUUUUGUCUUUUCGCGUCUGGACAGAAAAUUAAAGAUUUUAUCAUUACCCCGAAUGAAUUCUUUUUAAUAAAAAGAAUUUGGUUUCACUUUUAGUAAAAUUUAAUAAUGUUGCUUCUUAUGAUUAGGCAAAGACAACCUUUGAAUCGCAAUAAAUGAAGGGGUCUUUU